This is a messenger RNA of Pistacia vera, 734 nucleotides long. Its product is annotated as autophagy-related protein 8C-like. The transcript is spliced from 6 exons. Lineage: Eukaryota; Viridiplantae; Streptophyta; Magnoliopsida; Sapindales; Anacardiaceae. The record is from RefSeq and is a predicted model, not a curated record. Bases 171 to 533 code for a protein of 120 amino acids. Gene Ontology annotation, biological process: cellular response to nitrogen starvation.
CUUGGGCUAUGAUUUAAUUUGAUGGAUUUGGGCCACUCCAAACUAAACAAAACGACGGCGUUUUAAGUCCCCGGAAAAUAGAAUCCCAGUUCAUUCUUUAUCUUCGUUCUCAUCAGAUCAAAGUUAUAUCCUGACAGUAGAGAAGAAGAAGAAGAGACUUAGAAGAAACCAUGGCUAAGAGCUCCUUCAAGCUUGAACACCCUCUCGAAAGGAGGCAGGCGGAAGCUGCCCGAAUCAGGGAGAAGUAUCCUGAUAGAAUACCAGUAAUUGUGGAGAAAGCUGAAAGAAGUGACAUACCUGACAUUGACAAGAAAAAAUAUCUGGUUCCUGCUGAUCUGACUGUCGGGCAAUUUGUUUAUGUUGUCCGGAAGAGGAUAAAGCUCAGUGCUGAGAAGGCUAUUUUCAUCUUUGUCAAGAACAUUUUGCCACCUACAGCUGCCAUGAUGUCUGCAAUUUAUGAGGAAAACAAAGAUGAGGAUGGCUUCCUUUACAUGACUUAUAGUGGAGAGAACACAUUUGGAGCAUCAUUCUAAGGAGUCAACCUAAGCUUAAUGUAAAUAAUGACCUUGAAAAUAUUUCAUGGAAAAAUGUAAAUCCUUAGAUGUUUGCAUUUACUGAGGGAGCUCAUGGUUACUCAUGCUCUCUCCUUAGCUUCUGCCUCUUCUUAACUUCUGGAUAUGUGGAGACCUAUCUUAUAUUAAUUUGAUGCAGUAAAUAUUAAUGCUUUUCUUCUA